AUGGCAUCUUCAGUUCGUAAUCAUAUUCAUAAAGUUGAAGAAAUACUCAAAGGAUAUUUAUAUGAAGGUCCACUUACUCCAUUUUGGAGUCUUCUUGAACAGAAGACUAAGCUUAAACGUGAACGCAUUGCUUUAGGUUUACUUGGCUUUAUUGCUAUCUAUUUGGUUCUUGGUUGGGCAAAAGAUUUUGUCUGUAAUUUUAUCGGAUUUAUUUAUCCAGCAUAUGCUUCAGUUUUAGCUGUUGAAUCAACAGCCACACAUGAUGAUACAGAAUGGUUAAUCUAUUGGAUUGUUUAUGCAUCAUUUGGAUUUGCUGAAUAUAUCGGAUAUUCAUUCUUUCAUUCGUUGCCAUUUUAUUGGCUUGGUAAAUGUCUUUUUCUUCUAUGGUUAAUGCUUCCAGGAGAAAAAGGUGGCUCUUAUAUCCUAUAUCAUCGUUUCAUCCGUCCAUUCGUACUUAAACAUCAUCCUGUUAUUGAUAAACAUAUUCAAGAUGCUAAAGAGCAAAUGAAGAAAUAUUCGAACAAUGAUUAUUCUAUUUAUCUUUUACAAAAAUUAGCGAGAAUGACUGCUCGCGAUCAAAUUCGAGCAAUGUUGGAUCAAUUAAUGGGAACCGAUAAUGGUUCAACUAAAUCAAGUAUGUCGUUUGAAGAUCGUCGAGUUUGUCGACCAUUCUUAUUAAACUGUUGUCCACAUGAAAUUCUUUCUGGAACUCGUGUUGAUUUGGGUGAAUGUACAAAAAUUCAUGAAUAUGCUUUACGUGCUGAUUAUGAACGAGCAGCAGCUACACGUGAUUUAUAUUAUGAAAUGGAUGCAUUAGAUAUGUUAAAUAAAUUUGUUGCUGAAUGUGAUCGAAAAACUGAACAUGCUAAACGAAAACUUCAUGAAACACAAGAAGAAUUAGGUGAAGAAGCUGCACGCAAAAUGAAUACUAUUCAUGAACUUGGUGAACAAAUUGGUACAAAAUUAGCUAAAGCUGAAGAAUUAGGUGCACAAGGUUUAGUUGAUGAAUCAAUGAAAUUAUUAGAAGAAGUUGAAGCACUAAGAAAAGCUAAAUUAGAAGCUGAACAAGAAUUUCGUUCAACAAUGCCAGCAUCAACAUAUCAACAACAAAAAUUACGUGUAUGUGAAGUAUGUUCAGCUUAUUUAGGUAUACAUGAUAAUGAUCGUCGUUUGGCUGAUCAUUUUGGUGGAAAAUUACAUUUGGGUUUUAUACAAAUACGUGAAAAAUUAGCUGAUUUAAAAAAACGUGUCAAUGAACUAAAUGAAAAACGUGACCUUGAAAGAAAAAAUCGUCGAAAUUCACCGUCACCAUCAUCACGAAAUGAUCGUCGAAAUGAUGAUAGAGAUAGAAACAAUUAUCGUUCAUCAAAUCGAAGUCGUAGUGGAUCAAAAAAAACUUCUACUAGAGAUAAAGAUCGACGACGAUCACGAUCAAAAUCUGAUCGUCGUUCAUCGAAAUAUUCACGUGGUCAUCGUUCAUCACGUUCACGUUCCCAUGGUCGACGACAUAGUAAACGUUCCCGUUCACGCUCUGGAUCAUCACGUCGUCAACGUCGUUCACGAUCUCGUUCUGGAACAUCAUCUAAACAUCAUCAUCGUCAUCGACAUCAUUCAAAAUCACCUGUACAUUCAUCAUCAAAUUCAAAACAUAAUGAUAGCGGUGAUUUUCAACGUAAAGAUAAAUCUGAUGAUAAUGUAUCAACUAAUCAUGUUGAUGAUGAUGAAGAAACAACACGUAUUCUUGAAAAUAUUCAAAGAAAGUUCGAUUUCGAAUUUCGUCUUACUUGUUAUUUAAUUAUUUGGUUAAUAUUAACUUUUAUUACAAUUCUUCUUGCUUGGUAUCGUUAUAACUGUAGUAUUAUUCAAUUAUUGUCUAAAAAACCUUCAAAUUUUGAAUUACACGGUCGAUCACGAUCAGAUAAUUUAUUGAAUACAUCAUCUACAAAUUCCAUUGGUACCAACGCCGUUGCUUCUACAAAAAAACUUGAUUAA
Messenger RNA from Rotaria sordida, 1992 nucleotides. The record is from the annotation of a GenBank genome assembly. Lineage: Eukaryota; Metazoa; Rotifera; Eurotatoria; Philodinida; Philodinidae.